AGGUUGAACAUGGGCCACUGAACGUUGGACUUGGUGUUGUAUCUCGUGAUUUGCACUGCUUAUGGGUAAUUCACUUCGCUGUCUCCAUCUCGUGCGCAAGCGGAAAUUUGUUCCCAUCGAUGAACACAAGUCACAUACCGUCGUGCUGAAAUUUGCACCUAUCGCGUAUCCAGAAACCUUUGCUGAAGAUAUGGUGGAGAGCGGUGUCUGCAGUGAUGCCACGGGUGACACCGUGAAAGCCAACGACGACGACGAUAUAUCACCCGACAAUCUGAACGGCUCAGAAAACUCAACACCGAUUGUUGGUCGUUCCAAUGCGAGCACAGCUGAACAUGCAUCGAAUACAGGAGAUUCGGUUAACACCUCGGAUCGUACACCAAUUCAAAGGAGGUUCAAUUACGUGCCUGUGAAUACGGUAAACUUUGCGCUUCCUGAAGGAUAUUCAACCUCGCGCAGCGAUAUUGAAUUUCUUGGAUCGGGAGCUUAUGGCAAUGUAAUUAAGACUACAGUCGAAUGCCGCGAUGGAGCAGUUCGCGCAGUUGCAGUGAAGAAGUUUAGGGAUCCCUUUGGCGACCAGUUGCAGGCGCGUAUGAUCUAUCGAGAAAUCAAGCUGUUAAAAAUAAUGAGGCACGAUGGUGUUAUACGGGCGAUUGAUCUCUAUACCCCAAAUACUGUGGAGCACGAGUUCAAAGAUGUAUAUGUCGUCACAGAAUUUGCCGGAGAAAGUAUUCUAAAAAUAUUGCAUGAUCAGAAGGUCACUGGUACAACCCAUAUCACUCCUGAGCAUGUCCCUUUUAUUAUCUAUCAACUACUGAGGGUGCUCAAAUACAUACAUUCGGCUAAUAUUAUCCACAGAGACUUAAAACCGGGAAAUUUGGCGUUAACUCCUGAUAGUGAUUUGACAGUACUGGAUUUUGGUAUGGCCCGCUCCCUGGAGCGCACAGAGACUUCUCUUACACAGUAUGUAAUGACCCGAUGGUACCGAAGUCCUGAGGUUAUCUACUGGAAUAUUGCUGGUUACAAUGAACAGGUCGACGUAUGGUCGGUUGGAUGUAUCACCGCCGAGCUGAUGUUGGGAAAGCCACUCUUUCCAGGCGAAGAUACAAAUACUCAGUAUGAGAUGAUAACGACUCUUUGUGGGAGUCCAGACGAAGAUUUAAUGAGAAAGAUAGAAGCUACAAGUCCCGCAACACGCCGCGUAGUCGAAUCGUAUCCGCACCAUGAUCGUCAGAACUUCAAACAACGUUUUGCUGGUUGCCCACCAUUAUUCAUCGAUUUCCUCGAUAAAAUACUCGUCCUAGAUCCCGAGAAAAGGCUCACUGUAGAAGGUUCACUUUCACACCCUUAUUUCGCUGAUUACGUGGAUGCUAGCGACGAGCCAGUGGAAAAUUGUUCUUUUGACUUGAAUGACGAUCCCAGUAGGUCUAAAGAUGAGUGGAAAGGUAUCAUCUGGCAAGAGAUUCAGAACUUCGUUGGCGAUGAGGCUUCUCCGAAAAUCCCUUCGCAUUGAUCUUGUGCUUAUUUCCAUUCGCAGCAACUAUUAGGCUGUCUUUAAAUGUGGUCUGAAGACUGCGAUCUUCUUAUUGCGAUACGCAAUUCUUUGCGGGAUUCAAAAUCCGUUUUAUGUUCAGAUGCUGUUAGCAUCAGAGAUAGUUUCCAGGCAAAAGUGCUUUCUCCAUGUAAACGGUAACACAGAGUAAAUUUCUUUGACAAAGCCACCACUCCAGUAAUUCGAAGCUAGAAUGGUGAAUUUUAUUGCUGUGGAUGU
Messenger RNA from Cylicocyclus nassatus, 1768 nucleotides. The record is from the annotation of a GenBank genome assembly. Lineage: Eukaryota; Metazoa; Nematoda; Chromadorea; Rhabditida; Strongylidae.